AAAAUGUAUACAAAGAUCGACAACCAUGUAAUGGUUUUUACAUCAUGUAUACACAAAAUUGUUGUUGACGAAGGUAUAAAUAAUAAACAUCGAUUUGUUAUGUGUAUUGUAGCCUGGAUUCAUAUGGAUUAAUACUAGUUAUACUGAACAAUUUAUGCGUUAUUGUAACAGCUACAAACUUUCAAAAAGUUUCAGAUGGCAAACUUUGAACAACCUACAUCACCUCGUUACUUAAGUUUUCUGAAGUUACUUGGUCUUGUUGUUGGAUGUCUGGCAAAAUUUGUGACAGGCUCAUUAUUUGUGUUUAAUGUUUAUGCCGAUGAUCUGAAAACAACUUUCAAUUUUACCCAAAAAGAAGUGGAACUUCAGUCGUCUUUGCUUAACCUUGGACUUGGAGCAGGUUUUUUGCCAGGUUUAUUGUAUGAUAGUUUAGGACCUACUUGGACCUCAGGUGCUGGACUUGUCGUGUCAGUGAGUGCAUACGUACUCCUUUGGAGUACAACAAAGUAUACAGCGUUUUAUGGCAGGAAUAGUUGGUUAAUAGCUAUAUAUUUUUUCGUGUGUGGUAUUGGUUCUGUCUUCACGUAUAUGGUAGCACUAAAUACGAAUAUAAUCAACUUCCACAGUAAACACCGCGGAUUAAUCGUUGGAGUGCUGAAUUCGUUUUUCGCCGGAAGUCCAUCUGUAUUUUCAGUUAUUUACUACAAGGUAUUAACUGGAAAGAAUCGAUUUGGUGAUUUCAUGUUGUUGUUUGCAGUCAGUUUUGCGAUUGUCGACGUUCUUUGCAUUAUUUUUCUUCGAAUAUUUACAUCACAAGAAAUUACAGAGAAUGUUUUAACUAUUGAUUCUACUAAAGAUGAGUCAAAAUAUUUAAAAUCUUCCGAAAAAUAUGAAGCUUCAUACAAGUCUAUUAAACCUGUUCUCAAAACAAACGGUUCAACUGGUAUAGAAGAACACAGUUUUAAUCAGAAUGACAAACAAGAUGAAUCUGAAAACUCAUCCGAAAGUGGAGUCAAUUUGUUAGUCAAUAACCACAAUGGGGAACAACUGUCCAUCAAACAAUUACUAUGCAAUGCAAAUUUUCAUUUAUUUACUUGGAUGUUUGUUUUAGCAGCGUCUGUUGGAUUGACUCUUGUAAAUAACGUAACAGUCAUCGCAAAAUCUCUUCAUCUGAACCAAUAUAACGGCAGCUUGGUACUUGUUGUUCCCAUAACAACUGCAGUUUUAAGUAUUUUUAUUGGCGUUAUUUCAGAUUUAUUCAAAGAAAAAAUUCCGCGCAUGUCGAUAUUAGUUUUCGCCUGUGCUUGUUUCGUAUUCAGCCAAGCUAUAAUUUUGAUAUUUGGACAACUAUAUGUGCUACUCAUAAUAGGAACUUUUUUGUGUGGUUUAGGAAUAUCCGCACUGUGGACUUUGUGUCCUGCAGUUAUGAGUGAAUUAUUCAGUUUAGAAAAUUUAGGAAGAAACUGGGGGAUUGCAAUAUUAUUAGCAGCAGUCGUGGGCUUGAUAAUUCAGUUGGUAUUUGGUACUAUUUACGAUGCACACGUUGUUGAAGGAACACUGGAUUGUUAUGGUAUGAAAUGUAUAAACGGCGGCAUUGCUCUCGCUUUGACUGCUGCUGUACUAUCUGUUUCAUUGGGUGCCGCAUUUGUUCUAAAAAAUCGACGGAAUUCAAGUUAUGUUCAAAUGUAAUCGAUGUUUAAAUUGUGAAUCUAAAUUACAUGUCUUCAACAGUUAAUUUUAUGGGCGCUCCUUUUAUUGAUUUAAUCGCUUCAGUUGUUUCGUGUAUGUGCGCUUGACUAUAGUGCGGUAUGCCAAGCUCGCAUCUCUUUUUUUUUUUUUUUUAAAUCUGACAAGAUAGAGAUUUUCCAUCAAAAUUAAAAUUGUUUUUAUCAAAGUUUAUUUGUAUUGCUCACAUGAGACGAUCUAUCUGAGCCAUGAGUCUUUCUAAAGUUAUGUUAUUGGCUGGAUAUGAUUAAGAAUUUUAAUUAAGUUCUUCGUUGUUUUUAAAAUUUGCCGCCAUUUGAAAAAUCGCCAAAUUGAGUUUUUUUGUGUGCAUUUAGCCAUUAAACUUUUUAGUAUGUUGACUUCUUAAACUGUGUCCCGAAUACUUGUAGCUGUUUCUAUUUGGUCAAAUUAUUUGUUGU
Molecule: messenger RNA, 2144 nt
Organism: Mytilus trossulus (common blue mussel)
Lineage: Eukaryota; Metazoa; Mollusca; Bivalvia; Mytilida; Mytilidae
Exons: 3
Coding region: 196-1689 (497 amino acids)
Biological process (GO): transmembrane transport
Cellular component (GO): membrane
Molecular function (GO): transmembrane transporter activity
Source: RefSeq, a predicted model, not a curated record